AUGGCCACCAUGUCGCUUCAAGCUCUCUCGUCCGCCUCCACCCUCGCCCCAACGCCGUCUCUUCGCACCACCUCGCCGAACUCCCAUCGCAAGGCCUCCGCCACUGCGGUUUCGUCGAAGAGGAAUGUCGUGCGCGCUGUCAAGAGUGACAGUACCGAGGGCGGUCACGAGCAGGACGGCGCCUCGUGGGGGGAGCAAUGGCGGCAGCAGCACGCGGCGGCGGCGGUAGCGCUGGCGGCGGCAGCUGCUGUGGCGGGCCCUUUUGUGCCCGACGCCGCAUUGGCAUACAUCGGAGGAGGUCCGUAUGGGCGCGAGGUGACACGUGGCCAGGACCUGACGGGGCGGGACUACAGCGGGCUGGACCUGCGCGGGCAGGACUUCAAAACGUCCAUUCUCCGCCAGGCGAAUUUCGCCGGGGCGAAUCUCGUAGGGGCUUCUUUCUUCGACGCCGACCUCACAGGAGCGGACUUCACGGGUGCCAAUCUCACUGGUGCUGACUUCUCGCUCACUAGCGCAAACAAGGCCAACUUUACGAACGCCAUUCUGGAGGGCAUUUCAUUCACUGGCAACACGUCCUUCAAAGGCGCUAUCAUCACCGGCGCUGAUUUCACAGACGUGUAUUUCCGAGCGGACCAAAAGGCAUACCUGUGCAGAGCUGCUGAGGGGUGA
Closterium sp. Yama58-4 is the source of this 669-nucleotide messenger RNA. Lineage: Eukaryota; Viridiplantae; Streptophyta; Zygnematophyceae; Desmidiales; Closteriaceae. The record is from the annotation of a GenBank genome assembly.